Molecule: messenger RNA, 1523 nt
Organism: Sceloporus undulatus (fence lizard)
Lineage: Eukaryota; Metazoa; Chordata; Lepidosauria; Squamata; Phrynosomatidae
Gene: DCTN5
Product: dynactin subunit 5
Exons: 6
Coding region: 109-657 (182 amino acids)
Source: RefSeq, a predicted model, not a curated record
GUAGGUCUCGGCUGUCACCGGAAGUGGGCUCCUGGGUUGCCCCGAUUGGCCGCUGCGGCGGAGAAGGCGGUUCCAAGGGAGAAGCCUGGUUCCUGGGCCGCUCCGACGAUGGAGCUGAGCGAGAUGCUCUACAACAAGUCCGAGUACAUCGAGACGGCGUCCGGGAACAAAGUCAGCCGACAGUCUGUCCUCUGCGGCAGCCAGAACAUCGUCCUCAAUGGCAAGACCAUCGUCAUGAACGACUGCAUCAUCCGAGGGGACCUGGCCAACGUCAGGGUGGGACGCCAUUGUGUGGUGAAAAGCCGAAGCGUCAUCCGUCCGCCUUUCAAGAAGUUCAGCAAGGGGGUUGCUUUCUUCCCGCUGCACAUUGGAGACCACGUCUUCAUCGAGGAGGACUGUGUCGUCAACGCAGCCCAGAUCGGCUCCUACGUCCACAUAGGCAAGAACUGCGUCAUUGGUCGCCGGUGCGUCCUGAAGGACUGUUGCAAAAUCCUUGACAACACAGUGUUGCCCCCAGAAACGGUGGUCCCGCCCUUCACGGUCUUUUCAGGCUGCCCAGGCCUUUUCUCUGGAGAACUCCCCGAAUGCACGCAAGAGCUGAUGAUUGACGUCACCAAGAGCUACUACCAGAAGUUCCUGCCCCUCACUCAGGUCUAGCACUCUGCAUCCCAUGGGCCUCGAAAGAGCAUUAAGGACCCCCCUGUCUCUGGCAUGGCUGCGCCACUGAGCUCUGUCAGCUCCUAGGAGUUCUGCUGUCAGCCAAUCAAAGACUUGAGAGGAAGGCUCUGCCAGAUGCAUGGUCCAUCCCCCUCCCCAACCCACAUUGUGGUGCCCAAUCUCCCCCUUCCCCUUGUGCUGCUGAAUGGCGUAGGCCUACCAUUGACCAGCUGGGACCAACGCAUGCAAAAACUGGGUGGCAGAGCAGCCUGUGUUCCAGGCAAAGGGCCGCAGCAGUUCCUCUGUGUCCCCCCUCCCAACCCAUGUUCCUUGGCCUAAUUUUGUCCUCUGCAGCAGAGGUGGGGGUCCUGCAGCCCUGCUGCUGAUGUUGGAUUGUAGCUCCCAGCUUCCUUCACUGCUUGGCUGGGGGGCUGCUGGGCAAUGCAGUCCUGCCCCUGCUGUAGAGGGUGAAAUCAAGUCCCCGCUCUCUGCUGGCCUGGAAGUUGUGCUUUGGGCUGAGCCUCUUUCCCUUGUUGGCAGCAGCUAUGCCACUCUUUCAUGGGGUGAGGGGAAGAGGCACAGCGCCGGGUGACCUGUGGAGGGCUUAACGCCUGCCACCAAACCUCCUUGUCCUCACCUUUUCCAAAUGCCAGGCUCCAGCCAAGGGUUCUGUUGGGCUGCAGGGGUUCAUGCGGAUAUAUGCCUGCCGUUUCCUGUGUUUCAUGGCACAUGCAGCUCUGCCACACAUUAACCAGCUGCGGGCUCUCCAAACCCAGAAGCAUCUGAUAGUAACUGCCACUAACUGCACAGCCUCCGUCUGGUCUUUUUGCGUUUUCCUGUACACAAAUUAAAGUCCUCCAAAAGUG